AGGUACAAAGUGUCCACUGGUGUCCAUCUCAUUACAUACAACAUAACAUCCUGUUGAAAAACAAUUAUAAGAGACUGUGCGCGAAAUAAGUCUAUGGACUACCGUGUUAUGGACUCUACCGGCAGAGCACUAUCUGUAUAUUUGCCAGGAUAAAGUGAUAGCUCAAACUUGACGUAAUAAAACAUUCAUGAGACCAAAACAGGAAAGUUGAAAAUGGCAACUACACAAUAUUUCACAGUGAUCAUAUCGAAAUUUCACCGUUCGUAUUUGAAAACUAUUUUGUGUUCAAAUUUCAGCCAUUACAACAACUAACAAUCGAUGUUGAGGUUACGUCAUCCUACCCGUAACGAUGCCGUAAGCACACGGCCCGUGCGCAUACGUACUUAUGUCAGUACAUGUGAAGCCAAGUUCCAAUAUGGUUGACAUUAGAAGUCAGAAUGAUGCUGAGCAUGACAAGAAAUUCGAGCAAGACCCGGGUCAUAGAUGUGGAACUGGUGCUUCCACUCCAUCCUCUCUGUCUGAUUAUAUCACUAGUGACGCCGAUGACAGUUCUGACGGUAGAUGUGCCGCACCAUUUACAUUGAGAUCCAUUGAAACGCAACUCGUUUUGACAAGGGAUGCCACGCCAACGGAUCUGCGGGAAAUGGUCAAACGUUGUAAAGAAAUGGUGAUGGAAAGUGCAGAAUGCAGUGAAGAACGCAAAUGGCUCGUCAGACGUCUCAUUGAAUUACGUCUGCGGGCUCAAGAACUAAGAGAAGUAUCCGUUGAGAAUCUACUAGAAACCUGCGUUAUUCUAGGACAUCAUUUGGCACCGCAAAAAAAUCAUGCAGUCACAUAUGGGCCAAUUUAUUGCGAUAAUUGCAGUGCUGCUGUGUGGACAAUGCUUCAAUCCUGGUAUAUGUGUAAUGAUUGUGGAUUUUGCUGUCAUGCGAAGUGUCUAACCGCCACCUGCCGAGUCUGUGCGCAUAUUGUUGCCAGUGAAGCUGGUGGAUAUACAUUUACGAAGGAUAUAUGUCCCGAGCGUGGUCUCUCAGCACAGUUGUACAGAUGCGCCGAAUGCAAUGCCAGCAUAACGUUUAAUAAAUUGAUACAUUGUUUUUUUCUGCAAGCUUUCACCAAAGGAUUAUUUCUGUCGUGUUUUGGAAGUCCCUUCAAAUACACAGAGGCUGCCUGGAUAGAACCACGCCUUUGCGACUAUACUGGAUUGUAUUAUUGUCAACGCUGCCAUUGGAAUACUACUGCUCCCAUACCUGCCCGCAUAAUUCGAAAUUGGGAUAUGGAACCUCGAAAGGUGUCUCGAGCAGCUGCUCAGCUGUUGGAAAUUCUAGAACAGCGUCCAGUCUUGAAUCUAGAGCAGCUAAAUCCAAAAUUGUUCACAUUGGUUCCAGAUUUGUCACUGGUCAAGAAGCUACGUGAAGAAUUGCAGAUGAUUAAACGGUACUUGGUAUUUUGCCCAAAUGCAGAUAACGAAGGAUUGCCAUGGCGUGCUGGCUUGCGGUCACAUAUGGUAGAAAAUUCCGGCAGCUACGCAAUCAAAGAUUUGAUCGAUCUUCAGAAUGGAACGCUUAUAGAGGAAAUUCGAGCUGCGCAUGAUGCUAUGCGUAAACAUGUCGCAGAAAACUGUGAUUUGUGUAGAGCAAGGGGGCAUUUGUGCGAGUUAUGCGGUAAUGAUGAGGUGAUAUAUCCUUGGGAUGCUGGUUCGUUUUCAUGUCCUGAGUGUUCGACGGUCUAUCACCGUGCUUGUUGGGCAAAGCGCAAUCAUCAUUGUUCAAAAUGUUCUCGUAUUCAGAAGCGACUUGCUUUAAACCAAUGGCAGGGAGACGGUAACUUGCAGGUUUCCACACAAAUAGAUGAGACGAAAGGGAUAAUGCAGUCGGACCAAACAUAUAGGAUGUCCUAGAAGUGAAUGCAGAGAAUAAUAGAGAGUGCCAAGCUGUGUGAAUUCACUGAGAAAUUUACCUGUAGAACAUGUGGUCUCUAAAACAGCAUUGGCGAGAUACGACUAAUUAAACAGUCGCGCCUGGUAGAUGAACAUCUUCGAGUCAAUGCUUCAGUUUCUACUUCAUCGAGCUCAACUGUGUAUCCAAGUUAGACGACGUAACUUCGAGAUCUUCUUCUAACGAGAGGAGAGGGGGAGGGCCAUUUCAGAGCCUCUAUUACAUAACUCUACAAAUUGAAAAAAGAAGCUUUCGAGGAACUUGAGUAACUAGUCAUGUCACCGCCAUCGGUUUCAUUGAGCAACAGUGUAGCCGAGGUUGAGAAAAUCAACUACGCACAUCACGGAACGAAAUACAGAUUUUGACAAGAUAAUCUGCUAAUUUGCCUGGCCCAGCUACAUGCCGUAAAGCACCCCCUGCCACAAAUAUUUAAAUCUGGCACAUUAUGAGUGAUUGAUUGUAUAGAUACUAAGAACACAAAGUUCAUUGAAUUCUGAACAAAACUUCAACUCAGGGAUGAUGAUGGGAAAAAGAAAAACGUGGAAUACUAUUGUUCCCAUGAAAAAUCCGAAAAUACCUAUUACUAUAAUCAGGAUAUCCUUGGCAAAGGUACAGAUGCUAAGGGUCGAGUCCUGCCAGCCUACUACCAUCUCGAUGAUCGGAGGAAAUAGUAACGCCAACGCGGUACUACUUACAGCACCCACCAAAGAUAUGACUAGGUCGAGUCGGGGGAUAGCCGCUGCCAGGGCGACUGCGGCCGAGAGAAACAAUGGUAUUACCGACGCCGCGACGGCGAGGAUUCGGUGAACGGGGACGCUAGCUAACUCACCUUGAGUCGACACGAUUGUGCCUAUCCUGUGGAUUUACAUCCAUCUUCAGUGCGAAAAGUGGCCUGAUUUACCGAAUCCUCACGGUAUACCUCGUCGUAUAUUAUACAUGUAUAAUCAUGCGUGUACACGUACAAUAUAUCGCAUGCGGGAAUUUUUGUCAUAAUAUAAUAUGCAUACAUAUAUCAUACGAGGAUUUCUCGAAGCGGGCUUUUUAAGCCGCUUGAGGUGACUUCGUGCCGUGUGUAUGUUAACCGAGUAGUUCUCAUCUACUAGUUGGCUUGAACCGUAAGUGUAGAAGUCCCGCUUCAACAAAUCCUCUGCCUACAUAAGGAAUAUACUUGAAAGAUUAGCGACAGUUACCGCUAUCCAUCACUCUACGGACUACCGAACACGCACACGAAUAAUUCUCCGUACCUGGAGGCAUACUUACAUGUAAAAAUGCAGAGAGCUGACCGAAAGGCAAUCUCAGCAACAGCAGGACUUCGAAAAGGCCCAAAUUUAUUAAUUAUCAACGGCCACAUAAUUUCAACAGGCACGUAAAAUUGUAGGGCAUAUGAGAACAGUAUUCCUAAGCAGAUGGCUAUUUUAAUGCACUGCGAUAAUCUGCGGAAAAUAAAGAAAACCUUACACGUGGUCUGGUAUUACGUACAACGAUAGAAAUAAUUUUGCAUCUAAUUUUGAACUCACAUUUGCUUUUUGUCAAGAUUUAGGGUCACGGAUCCUUCAACAAGAUCACCAUACUUGAGAUAAGCUAGAAAACCUGUCGAAACAAACAUGACUGACACUAGAACCAUCCCUACGUUCAAUACACCCAGGGGUUUGUCAAAGUUGCGAGGCUUCUUCAUCUCAUUCUUCAAAGGCAAUACCUGCGCGACGCAUUAAAAUUAAACACGGUAUUGAAUGAAACACUACUUUCAGACACGCGAUGUUAAUCGCAUAUGUGUCUUCUUGUAGAACUCUGGUAAACGAGAGUACUUUGCAAUUUGAUGGUUUGACUGUCAAAUUCGGCGGACAAGUCGUUAAAAAUUUUAGUCACAAGGCCCGAUAUUGUAUAAACUAUAAACUUCAAUUAAAUUUUCGCCGCAGUAUAUCAUAUAUGCAGUACAUUAUCUACAUAAGAUUCGCGCUGGAAGCUUCUUACUGUGCACGGGUUGCUCUGCAAUCGGGUACGUAAAUUCGUAUCGCCUUUCGUCUUUACGAACAUAUCGUAGUAGGUAAUAUGCCUCACGUUAUUCAUCAUGCGCCAUUGGUACACUGAUAAUUACUCACCAGACUGAUACCUUCGAAAGAGUAGAUAACCGUGCUAAAGAACAACGGAAGUGUAUUCCAAGAUGCGAUGUAUUUACGUUCCCGUGUAAUCGAUGGCAAGUCGUACGAUAAAAGGUAGAUCGUGCAAGCGUAUCCUCCCACCAUAAGGAAAUUCGCAACCGAGGAUAUCGGGAUCAUGUAUUCUAGAUUCCGCACCCAAGUAGUGAGAAGUAUUGGAAUAAGCACCACAGCCAUGUGCACAUGCACGUCCCAUUCUAGUCCGUGUACGUCCAUCACCUAUCGAACGGAUGCCAUGCACUCAGAUAUGUCGAACUUGUAAACGAGGCAUAGAAACUAGUGUUUUUAAUUCUCGUGUACGGGCUACAGCUUACUCAACGAUAUUCAAGAUAUUCCACAAUCACCUUUCUUUCGAUUUGAAUAUAAGCAGUUACUGUCGCCGUACUUAUUUGCAAUUCGAACGCAAUCUAUUCUUCGAAAGUAGAAUAUUCCCAAAUUUCGCUCAGAUAAAUAUAAGUAUUGGGUUGUUCCAACAAAUCUGUUCUAUUUGCGAACUGUGUUACACAGAUACAAUGAGGAUGUAUUGCAACUCCCAUACUUGUAUACAGUAGGGCUUUUCACGUGAACUGAUUCGGCCACCUCUAGACUUCGAAACCUUCGAUUUUGUUACAUUGUUUGUAAGUGAGAGAACCGUCCUCGAUUUUUGUCAAAACCUUUCGGUUUCCUGUACGGAAGUUCUUAAGAGUCGAAAUUUGGCGGUGUACCAAAUUCGAGAAUUUUCGAUCUGUGGAUUUAUUUCGAGCUGAAAUAUCGUGUGAACGAAAACAAGAUUUUGAUUGAUGAACCGGCUUUCAAACAUUAUAUUUCACUUUGAAUAAACUCUUCCCAUAAGUGAAAGAAUCCGAUUUCACGUGCAUUCCUGUGUACCGCAAAGAAAAAAUAUAAAUAUUUCAAAUUAUUUUGUGGUAAGUGGAAGUCCAACUUUUUAGUCUUCGGGAAGACUUUAUCGAAUAUGAGAAAAAUGCGUAGAAUCGGGAAAAAAAUUCGUCACUUUCAUAAAUAAUGUGAUUUGUGAUAAAACGAUAAAAAGUGUAAUGACAUUUCUUGGUAAAUGGGAAUCAAAUUCAUCCAUUUGGAGGGAGACAAAAAAUUUGUGUAAUUCCAAAAAAGCAUUUCAAAAUUUUUCAAAAUAACAAUACUGAGCAAAUUUUGGCUUUUCCUUUGAAAAUACAACGAUAAUUCAUAAAAUUACGAUGCAUUAUUUCUCAAAACGUUGUAUUCAAGACGAAACAGUAAUAAAAUAUUCUCGAAUUUCAUGAACCGCCAAAUUUUGUCUCCUAAGACCUCCGGAACGGAGAUACGAACAAUUCUGACAAAGACUAAGAAUAUAGUUACGUCUCGGCUGGUGUAACUAAUCCCUAAAAUGGCCUAAAAGAAAACAAAAUCGAAGGUGACGAGGUCUGAAGGUGGUCCAGUUCCAGUCGUAAGCCCCGUAUGUAACGAAUACACGGUAAUUAGACCAUAGUCGUUAUACUCGCCUGUUUCACGUUUGAAGAAAUGAAUACAAAGUAAACGCAACAAAAUCCUAGUUGCGUCGUACACAGGAAUAAGUUGACCAACUUUCUGGAACAAA
Neodiprion virginianus is the source of this 5666-nucleotide messenger RNA. It is a transcript of the gene DEF8, whose product is annotated as differentially expressed in FDCP 8 homolog. The record is from RefSeq and is a predicted model, not a curated record. The transcript is spliced from 13 exons. The coding region runs from base 386 to 1900 and encodes 504 amino acids. NCBI's taxonomy places the organism in Eukaryota, Metazoa, Arthropoda, Insecta, Hymenoptera, Diprionidae.